AUGCCAAAGAGCUUGCCGCCGAUAAGGACUAUGGAUCAUGAGAUUGAAUUGGAGUCGGGUGCGAAGCCACCUGCCCACGCGCCGUAUAGAAUGUCACAAACUGAGUUCACACAUAUUGACUUUCUCGGUCAUGUCAUUGAGAAGGGACGAAUCAAGAUGAACCAACAGAAGGUCCAGGCUAUCACGGACUGGCUGCCACCUAAGGAUAUCCAUGCCCUGAGGUUGUUCCUUGGAAUAUGCAACUUUUAUCCCCAGUUUGUGAGAAACUACUCACCAAUUAAUUUGCUGCUGACAGAGCUUUUGAAGAAGGAUACGUCUUGGGAUUGGUAUCCCUAUCGUCCGGAGGUGUCACGCCCCAAAACCGAGGAGCACGACCGGCGCUCAACCGAUUGA
Molecule: messenger RNA, 393 nt
Organism: Nicotiana tabacum (common tobacco)
Lineage: Eukaryota; Viridiplantae; Streptophyta; Magnoliopsida; Solanales; Solanaceae
Source: RefSeq, a predicted model, not a curated record